CCAUUUUUAAAACUCUUUACAAAAUAUAUCCUUAGAUUCUAUUUAACUUAAUCUAGUCGAUGCUGGGUUACAAGCAUCCAUAUCCCUCGGCAUCAUCGCCCUCGUCUGAUGUGACCUUCUAUGCGAUUUCGUGUUGAUAUAACACGUUUUGUGUUUUAAGACCCGUUACACACACGUGUUAACAUGUUAAAGAUUGUUAUAUUGCGUUUGUGCUGUAUAUAGGUAGCUUUUAAUUAUGCCACGUGCUGAGGUUGGAAGCCAAAAAUGGCUUGCCAACAAGAUGAAGGCCAAGGGCCUUCAGAAGCUCAAGUGGUAUUGCCAAAUGUGUGAAAAGCAGUGUCGUGAUGAGAAUGGAUUUAAGUGUCACAGACUAUCGGAAGGUCACCAGCGUAUGAUGCAAGUUUUUUGUCAAAAUGCAGGUCGAUUUAUGGACGGCUUCUCUCGUGCUUUUGAGCAUGAGUUUAUGAAGUUGAUGCGCACUCGUUAUUGUAAAACGAAGAUAUUGGCUAAUUCCGUUUAUCAGGAAGUGAUUUCUGACAAGGAGCAUGUGCACAUGAAUGCAACCGUUUGGGUUACUCUAUCGGAAUUUGUACUUUACCUAGGUCGCAGCGGGAAGUGUAAGGUGGAAGAUUCUCCACGUGGUUGGAUGAUUGAGUAUAUUGAUCAGGAUCAAAUACGUCGUGACCAAGAUGCUGCAUCGCGGCGUAAACGGGAGAUCUCGUUGGAGCAGCGUCACCAGCGCUUGAUUCAGAAGAUGGUUGAGGAGGCUCGUGCUCGUGGUGGGUUCCAGGAGCCCGAGUAUACACCUUUAAUGAAAGACAGUGAUGAGAAGCUGUGCUUUGACACUAAUUUGGUCAAAUCUAAUUCUGAGCCGGCUCCUAAAAAUAGCGGCAACAUAUUCAAAGCCUUAUGUAAAAGUGCCAUAUCAAGCAAGGACCCUAAAAAGGAUGCGAGCAAAGGCUUAGGUGAAGCCACUAAUAAUCACGCUUCCACUGAGAUGUCUUCUGAAACAUCGGCAGACGGGUCAAAGAAUUGCCAGGUCACAUCAGUGGCAAAUUCGGAUAGUAGUUCAGGCGUGAAAAAUGCACCUCCUAAACGGAAAAGUGCCAUUGAAGAGUUGUUUGAAGAGCGUUUCAUGAAGCGCCAUGCCAAUGGUAGAGGAAACACUCCCGCAGUUGUUCCCCCAAAGGACGCUGAUUCUGCAUCUGGCAAUAACAGUUGGCUGAUGAGAGGAAUUCACGUGAAGGUUAUUUUAAAAAGCCACCCUCUGUACAAACACAAAUGCAGGGUUAUGAAUGUAGUUAAUGGCGGACGUCAGGCAGUGAUCCAGGAUGUGCAGGGUUCUAGCAACUACCAAAUAGACGUUGAUCAUAUUGAGACCGUGGUUCCCCCGGUAGGUGCCAACGUUGUGUUAUUGCGAGGCCCUAAUCGCGGGCGCACAGGCAAGCUCAUAUCAUCUACACCGUCCGAUCUGCAAGCUUCCAUAUCACUUGACAGCGGAGAAACCUUGGAAAUGGUUCAUUACGAUGAUUUCAGUCGUUGCGAUUGAAUGUUAUGUAGCAUUCUGUAUAAUACCACGCUCACGUCGCAUUUCAUCGGUUUUCCUAAUGCGCGAUUAAACAGA
Messenger RNA from Babesia bovis T2Bo, 1624 nucleotides. Its product is annotated as Domain of Kin17 curved DNA-binding family protein. Gene Ontology annotation, biological process: DNA replication; DNA damage response. Gene Ontology annotation, molecular function: double-stranded DNA binding. The record is from RefSeq and is a predicted model, not a curated record. The coding region runs from base 236 to 1549 and encodes 437 amino acids. Gene Ontology annotation, cellular component: nucleus. The transcript has 3 exons. Lineage: Eukaryota; Apicomplexa; Aconoidasida; Piroplasmida; Babesiidae.